Oppia nitens is the source of this 1846-nucleotide messenger RNA. RefSeq names its product FAD-dependent oxidoreductase domain-containing protein 1-like. Gene Ontology annotation, molecular function: oxidoreductase activity. The record is from RefSeq and is a predicted model, not a curated record. NCBI's taxonomy places the organism in Eukaryota, Metazoa, Arthropoda, Arachnida, Sarcoptiformes, Oppiidae. Gene Ontology annotation, cellular component: cytoplasm. The transcript has 4 exons. Bases 98 to 1828 code for a protein of 576 amino acids.
AAAACAAAAAUGUUUUUUUUAAAAUACAUAUUUAAAUGUAAUGUAAUUUAAAUGGUUUUCAAAAACUAUUUAUAUAUAAUAAUAAUAAGUGUUGACAAUGUUUAGACACGUUUACCGAUAUCUGCGGCCGACCUGCGGUUCAAUCAUUUGCCGGCCAAACAUCAGUUGUUGUUGUUGUGGUCGUCAGCUAAGUGUUACCGCCGGACUGUUCAAAGACAACAACAACAACAACCCGAAAGACAAUAGCGGUGACAAUAAAAAUAUUGAUACCAUACAGACAACAACUACCGCCGAUAGCCGACAAACAACUGGAAGUGAUGUGUCAGUCAAAGCGGACGACAGCGAAGUUGACGAAUACAAGUGGGGCCCCAACGAAGGUGUUCCCUAUGAUCCGCAAAAAGAUCCCGCACUGACCGUUGAACACACGCCAUACAAAUACCCGCAAUUUUUUACCCGACAAAUCCGUCAGAUGGGUCUGAAACGAGCCGUACGGAUCAUAAAAGACGACUUGAGUGUACUGAAGACGGGUCGUAUCAAACGUCCGCCUUGGGAAUUGCCGCCACCCAAUGAAGUAGAUGUUGCUAUUUUUGGUGGCGGUAUUAUCGGGUCAGCGAUCGCCUACUUUCUCAAACAACGAGCGCCGCAAAGCUUUACCUGUUGUGUCUUUGAAAGAGAUCCCACUUACACCAGAGCAUCGACCACCCAAUCCAUUGGCGGUAUUCGUCAACAGUUUUCGCUAAAUGAAAACAUACUGAUGUCUAUGUAUGGCAUCGACUUCUUGAGAGAUGUCAAAAAACAUUUGAGUGUCUUAGACAAUGAACCGCCGGAUUUGCGUUUUCAUCCGCACGGCCAUCUGGUUUUGGCCACCUAUGCCGGUGCACAACAAUUGGUCGAAAAUCAUAAAUUGCAGACCGAUUUGGGCGCUUUUGUCGAACUCUAUACACCCGACAAACUAAAAGAAAAGUUUCCGUGGCUUAACACCGACGGUAUUGCCAUCGGUUCAUACGGUGUCCAGAAUGAGGGCUGGUUUGAUCCGUGGGCUUUGUUGCUGGCAUUCAAAACCAAAGCCCAGACAUUGGGUGUCGAAUAUAUUCAGGGAGAUGUUCUUGACUUUAACCUAAUGACGAGUAAUGCCGCCAAUUAUGACCAUUCGGGACAAUCGCGACAACAGGUCAAUCAUGUUAUCUAUAGAAAUCCUGACGGAUUUGUCAAACAGAUGACGUUUGCCGCCGGUAUUGUCUGCGGUGGUGCCAGUUCGGCAGUGUUGGCUGAUAAGCUAGACUACGGUAACAAACCGGGAAUUCUAUCCCAUCCAUUGCCAGUUGAGCCCAGAAAACGUUAUGUCUAUGUAUUCAAUGCACCCGAUGGACCAGGUAUUGACUUUCCGCUGAUUAUGGACCCAUCAUCUGUGUAUUGUCGUCGUGAAGGUUUAGGAGGAAAUUUUAUUUGUGGUCGAAACCCGAGUGAAGAUGAAGAACCUGAUGUAAGCAAUUUGGAUGUCGACUACUCUUACUUUGACACACAUAUAUACCCGCAACUCGUUAACAGAGUGCCCGCAUUUUCAUCGGCCAAAAUCAAGGGCGCCUGGAGUGGACUCAUCGAGUAUAACACUGUCGAUCAAAAUCCAAUUAUCGGACGCGAUCCCUACUAUGGCAACCUAUUUUGGGCCACAGGUUUCAGCGGACAGGGUAUACAAAUGGCACCGGCAGUUGGCCGGGCUAUGAACGAACUGUUCUUUGAUAACGGAUAUCAAACUAUUGAUUUGUCGCGAUUUUCGUGGCAAAGAAUUUUGAGGAAUGAGCCCAUAAAAGAGGCACAAAUUAUGUAACAAAAUAAUAUAUUUUAU